Zea mays is the source of this 2454-nucleotide messenger RNA. RefSeq lists its product as uncharacterized. The coding region runs from base 171 to 1880 and encodes 569 amino acids. The record is from RefSeq and is a predicted model, not a curated record. The transcript has 2 exons. Lineage: Eukaryota; Viridiplantae; Streptophyta; Magnoliopsida; Poales; Poaceae.
AUACGAGGAAUCUGCUGCAUCGAUUCUAGUCGGCAGAGCAGAUCUGGCAGCACAAAGGAUCGAUUUGUAGCGAAUGACGAUGCAUGGUACGUCGAUUUCCGGAUCUGCCGCUGGUACAUUGAGACUACAGAGCUAGCUAGCUUGUUAUUAUUGGAGCUUGCGUCGCGGAUAUGUCGACGUCCUCAGCUGGUACUUUGAUAACGGCGGCGGAAGUCUCACUGGCUUGCAAGAUCAUUGGUUUCUUCAAUGACUGGGCUCUUCGGUUGGCGACUCUUGCCAGCUUGGCCUGCACCCUAGUCCUCAUGCUCUUGGCCGACACCCGCCGGCACAACAAGUACCCCUUGCUUGUGUUGUUAGUUUGGGCGGCGUACCAGGUGCAGCCACAGGUCGGGGGCUACGCCCUCACCCACCUCACCAUCAGCAGCGCAACAACAACAACAACCACGACGACCUCAUCAGCGCGCGAGCAGCAGCUAGUGGCGUUCUGGGCGCCACUCCUCCUGCUCCAUCUGGCAGGACCGGACAACAUCGUCGCCUUCACCCUGGAGGACGGCAAGCUCUCCUGGCGCAAGCUCCUCGACGCCAUAUGGAAAAUAAUACAGGCCCUGUAUGUCAUGCUCAAGUACAUAUACCUUUGCGACAGCGGGGUCCUGCGCUCCGCGUCCUCCAUCAUGGUCACCCUCGGUGUAGCCAGGUACUCCGAGAGCGUGGUCGCCCUUUUGCGAGGCAACAUGGACAACCUAUGGGGCUCCGCCUCCGCCGGCGACGACGAGCGCAAGCCGCCGCAAAGCACCGGCGAGUACGGGGCUGCUGCCGCCGCCGAUAAAAAUGAAAAAGAACUGACCACCCUGCUCUAUUCCCACACUCAGUUCCUGGCUUGUGGCCGCCGUGCCAUGGCCGAUUCCUCCGUCGACACGGAUUCGCCCAACUAUGCCAUCGCCCGGAACAUCUUCUCCCAGCAGGACCCAGAUGGUGUACGCAAGGUGGCCGGGAUGGAGUCCUCCCUCAUGUACGACGUCCUCUACACCAAGGUCACCGUGGUGCACACCUGGGGAGGCUACCUCCUCCGUCUCGUCUCGCCGGUCGGCACGGCGACGGCUUCCUCCUUGUUCUGGCUCUACCCCAAGGACAGCGAGGAGACUCCUGACGUCGUCAUCACCUACAUCUUGCUGGCGGCUGCCUUCUUCCUGGACGUGGUAUGGCUAGUGAGGGCCCUAGGCUCCACCUGGGCAUACUCGUUCCUGAAUGCUAGGGCAAACAUGUGGCUUCACCAUAAACUGCUGUGCAGCGGAUGCUGGCUCAGGCUCCGCCGCAUCCUUGUCGGGCUAGAUCUGUUGUGGCUAUUAGGGAUUCGGAAGGAUCCGAGCAGCCGCAGGAUGUGGUCUGGAAGAGUUGGGAGGUACGACUUGCUGGCUGAGUGCACCCGGCGUCCAUCCAUGGUGGAGCGCCUGUGCACCUGGCUGGCCAGCAACCUCAGAUUGGAGGACAUCUGGAAGGAAUACCAGCACUCGAGGUGCAUCUCUGAGGCUCUGAGCUCGAGCGAAGAGCCCAGAAGGUGCUGUUCGAGCGGAUUCAGCAGAGACUGUCCGGCAGUGCUGACCGCCGCUACUCCAUGGAGGACAUCACCACACUCUGGGGCCAGGAGGCGGUCAAGAGAAGAAGAAAGCGGGACAAGCUCAAAGGCAUCAAGCUGGGUAUUUUCGGCCGUGAGUUCCAAGAGGACGUCCUCUUGUGGCACAUCGGCACCACCAUCUUCCUCGCCCGCAGCGAUCGACAGCUGCUCAAGGACAAGGCCAACAAGUAUCUGGGAGCAGUCGAGGCGCUGUCGGACUACCUCAUGUUUCUGCUUGCUGUACGCCCGAGCAUGCUGCCGGGACUAGAGCUCCGGAAGCUGUUCGAGGUCACCUGCAAAGCUUUGAAGGACUCAGGGUCAGGGGUUCGUCGAAAGGCUGGUGAGAAAUGUGUCCCCUGUCACGCAGCUAGAAAGGCGAAGCUUGCUGAACUAGUGCAGAAAGAGAUGUCUGGCCACAACCAAGCCUCGGUCGACGCUAAUCGGCGUCUUAUCUUUGUCGCAUGUCAGCUUGCCACUGAGCUGUUAAAAGUGAAAAAGGAUCAGAUGGAGGAACUACUGGAUCUCAUGUUUGACGUGUGGGUGGAUAAGAUCUUGUAUGCGGCCACCCGCUGCAGCAAGGACUCCCAUGCCAAGCAGCUUGCCCGGGGUGGUGAGCUCACAACCAUCCUGUGGAUUGUGGCCGAGCACGCUGGCCCGUUUCAAAUUGGGGAAACCAGCAUCAGUGAUCCUCCACCAUUUGACGGCGACAACAACAACAACAACAACAACAACAACAACAACAACAACAACAACAACAACAACAACAACAACAACAACAACAACCACGACGACGACGACGAUUGUCCAUGUGAAAAGCUCGGCAAAGAAAAAAAGAAAAAGAA